AUGAAAAAUAUGCCAUUAAAAUAUUGUGCAAGAUUUUUAAAUGAGACUGACUGUUAUUAUUUUGCUUGUAUCGAUUCGAAAUAUCAGUGUGGUAAAGAAAAUAUUCUUGUUGAAUUUUCAUACUGGUUGUGUGAAGCAACUCUUAAACGUACGUACAAUUUCUUAUCAAAAUUUGGAAAAAAAUGGGUUCACGCAGCACAACAUUGUAUUAUGCAUAAACUUAAUCACGCUUUACAUAAUAAUACAAUUUCGUUCACUUGUUCAACAUUGGACAAAAUUGUCUACAAUUUUUAUCCUGAUUGCUUAUUUCAACCGGAUAUCACCAUAUCGAUACCCUCAUUUUGUAACGUUGUUUGUGAUGAUUUAGAAAUAUUUAUAGCAAUUUUUGACGAAUGGGACUUAAAAGGUUUAAACAUUAAACGUUUACUAUUGGAAGUUAGUAGACUUUGUUUAGCGCAAACCGAAAAUAUUUUAGAUAUUGAUGAAGCAACUAUACCGUCCUUGCUCUGGUCCAUUUGUUUGGAUGGUCAUGAGGUUAAACUCAAACGUGAUCUUAGCAAACUUAUGAUUAAACUAGAAAGACCGCUGCCUAUAUUUGGUAAAUCGGUUGAAGAAGAGUAA
Molecule: messenger RNA, 621 nt
Organism: Didymodactylos carnosus
Lineage: Eukaryota; Metazoa; Rotifera; Eurotatoria; Philodinida; Philodinidae
Source: the annotation of a GenBank genome assembly